Molecule: messenger RNA, 372 nt
Organism: Erigeron canadensis
Lineage: Eukaryota; Viridiplantae; Streptophyta; Magnoliopsida; Asterales; Asteraceae
Exons: 1
Coding region: 1-372 (123 amino acids)
Source: RefSeq, a predicted model, not a curated record
AUGCGCGACUACUUCGGCGAAAACCCAAAGUUUGGGGAGCGUUGGUUUCACCAUCGCUACCGUAUGAGCCAACGUUUGUUUUUGAAGAUUGUUGCCGACAUUGAAGCUACUUUCCCGUAUUUUCGAGAUGGAGUAGACGCGAGGGGAAGAAAGAGUUUCUCGCCAAUUGAAAAAUGCACGUCAGCAAUUAAACUACUUUCAACGGGUGAACCGGCAGACAACUAUGAUGAUUAUCUAUGUAUGGCCGAAAGAACAAGCCGGGAAGCUCUCAAGUAUUUUUGUGACGCGGUUAUUCAUUUGUACAAGCGGGGGUAUUUGCGCAAGCCGACAUCCCACGAUGUCGCCUUGUUGUACAAUGCGCAUGAGGCGUGA